Molecule: messenger RNA, 5355 nt
Organism: Pteronotus mesoamericanus
Lineage: Eukaryota; Metazoa; Chordata; Mammalia; Chiroptera; Mormoopidae
Gene: ASAP2
Product: ArfGAP with SH3 domain, ankyrin repeat and PH domain 2
Exons: 28
Coding region: 138-3131 (997 amino acids)
Biological process (GO): positive regulation of GTPase activity
Cellular component (GO): cytoplasm
Molecular function (GO): GTPase activator activity; protein binding
Source: RefSeq, a predicted model, not a curated record
CGUCCCGGCGCUUCCCUUUGUCCGCGGGCCGGGCGAGUGGCGGCGGCGGCGGCGGCGGCGUUCCAGCGGCCGGAGGGAGCCCGCGCGGCGGCUGAGGCGGCGGCUCCCCGGCGGCUGGCCGCGCGCGCGCCGCGGCGAUGCCGGACCAGAUCUCCGUGUCGGAAUUCGUGGCCGAGACCCAUGAGGACUACAAGGCGCCCACGGCCUCGAGCUUCACCACGCGCACGACGCAGUGCCGGAACACGGUGGCGGCCAUCGAGGAGGCUUUGGACGUGGACCGGAUGGUUCUGUACAAAAUGAAGAAAUCCGUGAAAGCAAUAAACAUCUCCGGGCUGGCUCACGUGGAGAACGAGGAGCAGUACACCCAGGCGCUGGAGAAGAUCGGCGGCAACUGCGUGUGCAGGGACGACCCGGACCUGGGGAGCGCGUUCCUCAAGUUCUCCGUGUUCACCAAGGAGUUGACGGCGCUUUUCAAAAACCUGAUUCAGAACAUGAACAACAUCAUCUCCUUCCCUCUGGACAGUUUGCUGAAAGGGGACCUCAAAGGAGUCAAAGGGGAUCUGAAAAAGCCUUUUGACAAAGCUUGGAAGGACUAUGAAACCAAAAUAACCAAGAUAGAGAAGGAGAAGAAGGAGCACGCCAGGCUGCACGGCAUGAUCCGCACCGAGGUCAGCGGGGCCGAGAUCGCCGAGGAGAUGGAGAAGGAGCGCCGUUUCUUCCAGCUGCAGAUGUGCGAGUAUCUGCUGAAGGUCAAUGAAAUUAAGAUUAAAAAGGGAGUGGAUUUACUUCAGAAUCUGAUCAAAUAUUUUCAUGCCCAAUGCAAUUUUUUCCAGGAUGGACUGAAAGCAGUUGAAAACCUCAAACCUUCCAUCGAAACACUUUCAACAGAUCUCCACACAAUCAAACAGGCCCAGGAUGAAGAAAGAAGGCAGUUGAUACAGCUUCGAGAUAUUUUGAAGUCAGCGUUGCAGGUUGAACAGAAGGAGGACUCCCAGCUGCGUCAGAGCGCAGCCUACAGCCUGCACCAGCCGCAGGGGAACAAGGAGCACGGCACCGAGCGCAGCGGCAACCUCUACAAGAAGAGCGACGGGAUCCGGAAGGUGUGGCAGAAAAGGAAAUGUUCAGUCAAAAAUGGUUUUCUGACCAUAUCGCACGGAACCGCGAACCGUCCUCCUGCGAAGCUCAACCUGCUGACCUGCCAAGUGAAGACCAACCCCGAGGAGAAGAAGUGUUUUGACCUCAUUUCACAUGACCGGACGUACCGCUUCCAGGCCGAGGACGAGCAGGAGAGCCACAUAUGGGUGUCCGUGUUGCAGAACAGCAAGGAAGAAGCUCUGAACAACGCCUUUAAGGGUGAUGACAACACCGGAGAGAACAACAUAGUCCAAGAGCUGACGAAGGAGAUUAUCUCCGAAGUCCAGAGGAUGUCGGGCAAUGACGUGUGCUGUGACUGCGGCGCGCCAGAUCCCACGUGGCUUUCCACCAACCUGGGCAUCCUGACCUGCAUCGAGUGUUCCGGAAUCCACCGGGAGCUGGGGGUUCACUACUCCAGGAUGCAGUCCCUCACGUUAGAUGUACUAGGAACAUCCGAGCUGCUGCUUGCCAAGAAUAUUGGGAAUGCAGGCUUCAACGAGAUUAUGGAGUGCGGCCUCCCCGCCGAGGACUCGGUCAAGCCCAACCCGGGCAGUGACAUGAACGCCAGGAAGGACUACAUUACCGCCAAGUACAUCGAGAGGAAAUAUGCGAGGAAGAAGCAUGCGGACAGCGCAGCCAAACUGCACAGCCUGUGCGAGGCCGUCAAAACAAGGGACAUUUUUGGGCUCCUCCAAGCAUAUGCUGAUGGUGUGGAUCUCACAGAAAAGAUCCCACUGGCCAACGGACACGAGCCGGAUGAGACCGCCCUCCACCUCGCUGUCAGAUCCGUGGACCGGACUUCUCUGCACAUCGUAGACUUUUUAGUUCAGAACAGUGGGAACCUGGAUAAACAGACAGGGAAGGGCAGCACGGCCCUGCAUUACUGCUGCCUGACCGACAACGCCGAGUGCCUGAAGCUCCUCCUGCGGGGGAAGGCCUCCAUCGAGAUAGCUAACGAGUCAGGAGAGACGCCACUGGACAUUGCCAAGCGCCUCCGGCACGAGCACUGUGAAGAGCUGCUGACCCAGGCCCUAUCCGGAAGGUUCAAUUCCCACGUCCAUGUGGAGUAUGAAUGGCGAUUGCUCCACGAAGACUUGGACGAAAGCGAUGACGACAUGGAUGAGAAGUUGCAGCCCAGUCCCAGUCGGCGAGAAGACCGACCGGUCAGCUUUUACCAGCUGGGGCCCAACGCGGCAUCUUUGGCCAGAGACGCCACCAGCCUGGCCAAGGACAAACAGAGAAGCUACGCGCCUAGCAUCUUGCAGAACGAGACGUACGGGGCCAUCCUGAGUGGCAGCCCGGCUCCCGUCCAGCCCGCGGCCCCUGGCACCACCAGCGCCCCGCCGCUGCCCCCGCGGAACCUGGCCAAAGCCCAGGCAGCCUCCUGCGCGAACGCCCUGUGGAAGACGAGCUCUGUAAGUGUGGACGGUGUAAGCAGGCAGCGAUCUUCGUCAGAUCCGCCAGCUGUCCACCCGCCGCUGCCCCCUCUCCGCGUGACGUCGACCAAUCCCCUGGCUCCCACACCGCCCCCUCCGGUAGCCAAAACGCCCGGUGUGAUAGAAGCCUUGAGCCAGCAGAACAAGCCGGCCCAGACCGGGGCCCCGCUGGGCAAAGCCACACCCCCGCCCCUGCCGCCCCAGCCGCCCAGCCGCCUCCCUCAGAAGAAGCCUGCUCCCGGGACUGACAAGUCGGCCCCUCUGGUCAGCAAAGGCCAGCCAAGAGGACCCGAUGCUCUGGGCCCUCUGUCCAACGCUGCAGCCAUGCCGCCACCCGCGCCGAUGCCCAGGAAGUCACAGACCACCAAGCUGAAGCCCAAGCGGGUCAAGGCCCUCUACAACUGCGUGGCCGACAACCCGGAUGAGCUGACGUUCUCCGAGGGGGACGUGAUCAUCGUGGACGGGGAGGAGGACCAGGAGUGGUGGAUUGGCCACAUUGAUGGAGAUCCCGGUCGCAAAGGAGCAUUUCCCGUAUCUUUUGUGCACUUUAUUGCUGACUAAAUUGCUACUGAACAAAAACACUUAACAGUUCUGUUCCUGUUUCAUUAUUGGUACCCAAACUCUUGCCAAAUAACCAGCUUCGCAAACUGUACAGUAGACCCACUUUCUCCAGUGCCACUGUUCUGUUUUUAAAACUCAAAGGCAAUUUAUAUAUACAAAUGAAUUGUUUUUAUAAUUUGUGAUUUUCAUGAAACAUUGCUAUACUUUUAUUAGGAAAAAUUAAAUAGCCUAAAAGGUGAACUGAAAAGUUAACUAUGUAAUCAAGAUCCUGAAUCUCCGGAAUUAGCUAAACGUAAAAACAUUUGAGUAUUGGAAAGAAAUUCUCCCUGCUUUCCUUGACCCAUUUCUGUUUGUCAGUGACCUUGAGCAUAAUUAUUGUUUGGGAAGCCAGUAAACUAAAUGCUACCAGUUCACCUUUGUAGACUUUCUUUCUUUAAAAAAAAAAAAAAUCAUUUUAAGAUUUCCUUUGAAAGCCACCCAGUGUUUAUUUAAAGCCACUUGGAAAUUGACACGUUAGCCUUGUACCUUCCAGCCAGAACCCGCGAGGUUGCAACUCUCCUUGUAUUCUGCAUGUGUGUGUGACCCGUUGUGCACAGUCCUGCCUAACAAAACUACCAACAGAGUGUCAUACGAUAACAGACCGCUCCGUCCCAGGUUCCACAAAACCGCAUUUCUCGAAUUUGGUUAAAAACUGAGGAUGGAGGGUUGCGAAGGAGUCCUGGCGAUGCUUCAGGUGUUUCGGAAAUCGCCACCUUGCGCUCCCUUCGUCGCAUGGACCCCGGCUGUUCCCACUGGCUCUCCCCUCUGGCUCUCCCCUCUGGUGUGCUGCCGCUUUCCCCUCCUCGCUCAUGAGAAUGUUUACUCAGCUCAGUGUCCUGUGUUUAUAUAACAUAACAACAGGAAUGGUAGUUACACUGUCUUGAAAUUUAAUGUCCCUUCGUUUGUAAUCAAGAGCGUAUCAGAGAUCUGUAGGUCCCAGCUAACGAAAUACUCCCAAACAUGUUUUCCUAUUGAAGUCAUCGUCUCAUUCUUAAACUUAAGCUACUGGGGCUGGGGGGUUAGGUUGUGUAUGAUAAAAAUCAAAAUUCAUUAGCUCAAUGCACUUGACUGUCAUACCUCUACUUAGCCGUUGUGAGUGUCAGUUCAUAGGAGUGUUGGAAAUUGGGGCACUCUGAGAAUGACCAGGCAUGUAGAUGCCCACUCGGAUUUUCACCAAAAGUGAAGGAAUCAAGUUAAGUACAGACUUGGAAAGCGGGGCGGCGGUGCUUUGAUUGCAUUUGUUGUGAUGGUGCAUUUGGUUGAAGCAGCCGGUCUUUAUUAUGCACGACCUUUCUUGUGUCAAGUUUUUGUGUUUUACUUGCUUUUUUGUUGUUGUUGUUGCUCUUAGAAAGGAAGACAGAACAAACUGGAAUGUUUUAUGAUGUCGUAUGGCAAUUGCUCUUUGCCUUUCAAAAUUCCGGGUAAAAUGUGUCAGGCGUGUAGUUUUGUUUUUUUUUUUUUUAAAGCACUACAUGUUUAAAGCACUAUGUUUUCACUAAUUGUUCAUUUUUGUUGUUUGAACCCUCCAUUGAGUUAAUUCUCUCAUAAAGAAAAUAAACAUAUGUAUUUUGCACAGUGCACUUAUGUAUAUUUUAACAGCCCUCCUGCAUCUGUGUCUAUCAGCCUAUUGACUCCUUGGUGCCAGCUAUUUAAGGAACUAAAGUUGAUUCAUAUCAACGUUUGAAUACCACUCCCAGACUAAUCUAUCAGGUUCACUGGUACAUAAAUAUCUAGGAAGUAUUUUUCCAAUCUACAAUUUGGUGGUGCUAUUGCGCAGUAAUUAAUAUGACUUGCCAGAGAAAUUAUAUUAACUUCCCUGCUAAUAUCCUUUCCUGGUUAUUUGCUCUUUGCAAAUUAAAAAAAAAAGGAAACCAUUGUAGAUACCUAUUUAUAGUUCAGGUUUAUGUUUCAUGAACUGAGCUGCAGGAUCCUGGCACUUCGUGUGCCACUUCCGUCAGAUUGGACGUCCAGGGACAAGGACUCGGAAACACGUGCACAGACUGAUGGUUACUGUGUAGUCUGUUAAGGGUGGGCCAUGCAAUGUGCAGCUUGAAGUGCUCUUUGAGAUGUAUGAUAUUUGAUUCAUUCACUCGAUUACUCUGGUCUAGUUGCAGCGCAACUGUAUAUAUUGUAUAACCUAAAUCAAUCCUUAUUUUCAUUGUCCUUAUGCAGUGAUUUAUAAUUA